AUGUAUGGUCGCUAUCAACGCGAUCUAAGUGAAGCGGCAAGAGAAGAAGCAAGACGACUGAGGAGAUUACGAAAGAAACGAAGAAAAGAUGACAAAAUGCGACAGAAGGAGUUGGAGGCCACGGGGAAGCUUAGGCCCAGUGGGAAGGUGGUUAAUUUUAUAAGUUAUUUAUGGAGGCAUUCGUUCGCUAAGCUGGGAGAGGACUGGUUCUUUUUAGCGGCCUUGGGUAUCAUCAUGGGUUGUUUGAACUUCGCAAUUGACCAGGGCAUUGCCGUGUGUAAUAAUGCUCGUACAUGGAUGUACAACGAUGUAGCAACCUCAAUAGCCGGAAAAUACUUCGCCUGGGUCUCGCUUCCGGUCUGUUUGAUACUCUUUGCAGCUGGUUUCGUGCAUAUAGUUGCAGCCCAGAGUAUAGGAUCUGGUAUUCCUGAAAUGAAGACAAUACUCCGAGGAGUGCAUUUGAAGGAGUAUCUCACAUUCAGAGCACUGAUCUCCAAGUGUGUCGGUCUGACUGCUACUCUGGGAAGUGGAUUGCCGUUGGGAAAAGAGGGUCCCUCCGUCCACAUAGCUUCAAUGGUCGCAUCCCUUCUAUCUAAAAUGGUGACAAAAAUCCAGGGAGUUUAUGAGAACGAAUCUCGUACAACUGAUAUGCUAGCCGCCGCCUGCGCAGUCGGUGUAGCUUCGUGCUUCGCUGCGCCCGUUGGAGGUGUGCUCUUCUCAAUUGAAGUAACAACGACUUAUUUCGCGGUACGAAAUUAUUGGCGAGGUUUUUUUGCCGCUUGCUGUAGUGCUAUUAUGUUCCGUCUGCUAUCCGUAUGGUCAGGCGCAACUGCCACAGUGAAGCCUCUGUUUCCAACAAGCCUGCCUCAAGACUUCCCCUUUGACCCUCAGGAAUUUGCCGUAUUCGUUCUUUUGGGGAUAGUCUGUGGCCUUAUGUCGGCACUGUGGGUGUGGCUGCAUAGACAAUAUGUACUCUUUAUUCGUAACACAAAAUAUCUGAGUUCCUUCUUACAGAAAAACCGUUUCAUCUACCCUGGCUUCAUGACAUUAGCAGUAAUGUCCAUACUGUUCCCGCCAGGUAUAGGAAAAUAUAUGGCCGGAGGACUUGGGACUCCACCACAGGUGUCAGCACUAUUCGCGAACUUUACGUGGUCUGACGAGCUGACAGCAGAACAGGCGGCGAUCGUCUCCAACUGGCAAACACCUGAAGUAGACCACUUCGGUUGUCUCAUCAUUUAUUUCUUUUCUAUUUAUUUCCUGAGUAUGGUGUCAUGUACCUUGCCAGUGCCGGCAGGUAUUUUCGUACCAGCAUUCAAAAUGGGAGCGUCUCUUGGCCGCUUUACAGGGGAGGUGAUGCACUACUUCUGUCCUCUGGGUGUCGCUUAUGGUGGUAGAAUACAGAAGAUAUUGCCUGGUGGUUACGCGACGGUAGGCGCUGCGGCUUUUACAGGUGCAGUUACACAUACUGUAUCUACAAUCGUGAUUAUUAUUGAGAUGACCGGACAGAUAACGCAUCUCCUACCAAUAAUGGCGGCAGUCUUAUCAGCUAACGCGGUGGCUGCGAUGUUACAGCCAUCUUGCUUCGACAGUAUUAUAUUGAUCAAGAAAUUGCCCUACUUGCCCGAUCUGCUCUCAUCUGCCAGCCGUAUGUACGACAUUUGUGUAGAGGACUUCAUGGUUCGUGACGUGGUUUACAUCUGGAAUAGGAUGACCUUCCAGCAACUAAAGGAUGUUCUUAAGACUAAUAAGACAAUUAAGAGUUUCCCUCUGGUAGACAGUCCAUCAUCCAUGGUACUCCUCGGCUCUAUACAUCGCUGGGAGUUGGUCAAAGUGAUUGAGCAGCAAGUAGGUAGGUCUAGGAGACUGCAGAUAGCCGCCCAAUGGCUAAAAGAAGCCGAAAGGAGAAGGGAAGAGGAGAAGAAAAAAGUUAGACGACCUUCACGAUUUGAGGUUACACCAGCGCCUGAUAUGCUCCAAGUUCCUGGCUCUGGAAUGACCAGAGGCACCUCCCUUACAUCGCAAGACCAAAGCGGUCUUAUACCUGCUCCAGGCCAGCUCUUCCGACCGAAGUCCAUAUUGAAGAAGACAAAUUCGUUUACUCUUACGCGAGGUCUAGCACCUCCCACGCCCCAAUCUACGUUGCCACACCCCUCUGUAUACACUACUGUGACUGGCGCUGAGACCAGAAUACGUGCAGCAUUCGAAGCCAUCUUCAAAAGGUCCACUCUUUUACCAGAUGUGGAAGGUGGAUUGUCAGACCAAAUGGGCAGUUUGCAACGCAGUCCCUCUAUUAACAAGAAAGUUCAGUUGCCUAGAGAACGGGUGUGUGACAUGUCGCCCGAAGACCAGAAGGCUUGGGAGCAACUGGAGAUGGCCAGAGAGAUCGAUUUUGAUAAAAUGUUACAGAUUGCUCGUAAACGGGAUAUGAACCCUGAUGACACGGACUAUGAAGAUGAAACGCUAUAUCUAUGCCAUAUUGACCCUGCGCCAUUCCAGCUUGUUGAACGGACUUCCUUACUCAAAGUACAUUCACUGUUCUCUACGCUGGGCGUAAGCAGAGCUUAUGUGACGGCCAUUGGACGACUUAUAGGAGUUGUGUCGCUUAAAGAGCUACGCAAAGCAAUAGAAGACGUCAACUCUGGUGCGUUAACACCGGCCAAUCGGCCAUCACCGCCUACAAGUCCAUCACCGGUGAUGAUCAAAGUGCAGUCAUUGGAACCAGCACCGCCAAGUGAUAGUGACACAGCGAGACUCACGAAAUCAUGA
This is a messenger RNA of Pieris macdunnoughi, 2766 nucleotides long. The record is from the annotation of a GenBank genome assembly. Lineage: Eukaryota; Metazoa; Arthropoda; Insecta; Lepidoptera; Pieridae.